Messenger RNA from Galleria mellonella (greater wax moth), 1027 nucleotides. RefSeq lists its product as uncharacterized. Lineage: Eukaryota; Metazoa; Arthropoda; Insecta; Lepidoptera; Pyralidae. The coding region runs from base 483 to 959 and encodes 158 amino acids. The transcript has a single exon. The record is from RefSeq and is a predicted model, not a curated record.
UUCUUUUUAGCGUUAUCAUUAAUUUCUAUAAGUCUAAUUUUUUUAGUGGAAUCCUUCUAGCAUCCCGCAGUCUGUCGGUUAAGUGGAUACCGCCGCCUGUGGAGACCCAGAGCGCCUUUGAACCCGAUCACCUCAUUAGUUCAACCGAGUUGCUCCAUCCAUACGCACAUAUGUAACUACGCAUUCGCUGCUCAGUUCGUUAUCGGCCUUUCGACUGUUAACGUCGCUAAUAACAUUAGAAAAAAAUAAGAUCAAAAUACAUACACAAUUAGGCUUCGAAAACAUUGCGCAAGCGAUGGCGACGGAAAUGCGCGAGGCCGCGAUAGCGACAUCCUGCGGGCGACCGUGGCCCUAUUGAUUGCACGUCGCGAGCGCACCUAUCAGCAAUUUAUAUGCAAAUUCAUUCCACUUCAGGUGUUAACUUUCAGUAGUAGUGCGGUUUUAGUUGUGACAUGUUGUUGUUAUUAUAACACCCGUUAAAAAUGUUCAAAAUGGUUAGAAAUCGAAAGGUCCAAGCGACCAGUGAAGCGGACAUUCGUCGUGACCAAACAUUUCAAAACCGAUCAAGUAAUAAUGUUUCUCGUCUCCGUGUUCGUCGUGGGUCCAGCUUGACCGAUUUAGAUAAGUUACGAUGCAGUGGCGGCUCAAGCGGUGGUGGUUCUAUUGGCGAUUUGAUGAACAUGUUCAGUGGCAGUGCAAAUUCUGUAGGUAGUGACACUCUUGUCGCUAGAACGGUUCCUCUUGAGACUGUCCGUCGAAACAUGCCACCGCUUCCGUCUAGUCCGCCAUCGCAUCCGCCGCCCUCUCCGCUUAUCCAUGUGUCCCGACCCGUAGGACCUUUGACCAUGGCACAACGAACAUUGAGAUUCAGCAGGCUGUUGAAAUAUCAACCUUGUUCUGCUGAUAUUCCAAUUACACUGGUGAGUGUUGAUUUUAAACCUAUUUAUAAAUAUUUGUAACCUUAAAACUACUAAUUUAGAAUUUUGAAAAUAACAUCAAAGUUAGCGAGAAAUGAUAAUUUUAUGUU